Molecule: messenger RNA, 2201 nt
Organism: Cyprinus carpio (common carp)
Lineage: Eukaryota; Metazoa; Chordata; Actinopteri; Cypriniformes; Cyprinidae
Product: UPF0711 protein C18orf21 homolog
Exons: 3
Coding region: 949-1365 (138 amino acids)
Source: RefSeq, a predicted model, not a curated record
AUCCACUUAAUGGUUCAGUGUUUUCCUUAUAAUGGUUUUCUAUGGGAAACAAUUUAAUGUGAAACUUUGCACAUUGUGUUUAUAUUCUGGGUUCAUCUUCUUGCCUGUACAAAAUACACAUAAUCAAUAAGGUGUUUGCUGAAUUUUGUCUUUUAAUGUCUGCUUUUUACUACAUUACUACUUAAUGCAAUUUGCAUAAAAAUAACUGGCGGUCAGUGGAGCAAAGCUUCAUUUUACCCUCUAAGUGGGCGUUCCUAUAAGGGUGUGACGUCACGUGAAAACUAUGAAUUGCUGAGUUUUCACCAUAGACUGUAUAAAAACACCCUGCAUGUAGGAAUCUAUAAGAUAUAAACAAACCGCAGUGUUACUUCAUCAGAUUGGGCGCAAGCUCAUAAAUGAUUCAUGAGCUGCGAUAUUUGAGUCUAACUCCAGUAAAGUCUGAGAUUUAAAGACUUACUCUUUUACUGCUUUUUUUAUUACAGGCAAAGGCAUCAGAGCAUUGGUAAGUUUCAGCUUUGUUAUUUAUGUCAGUAGACUUGUAUGGCAUUUUUUAAAGAGCUUAUUUUAAUAUAGUCCCAAGUCUAUAUAAGUCCUUGUAGGCAACAGAACAGACAGUUGGUUUUGAAAAGGAACGGUAACCCAAGUUAAACCCAUUAAAUCCGACCACAUUUCCUGAUAUAAAACUUGAAUCCAUUUCUACUGCCUUCACAAACCUCAAAGAUGGCCUGACAGAGGGGUGGGAUGACCACAUAUUGGAAAAGAUGUAUUCCAAAGUCCAAAAUGCCAAACCAUCCCCAGAAUAGAGCAUAGCAUCACCUGUUUUAUUUUAACUAGUUGCCAUGCCAAAAACCUCCACUAUAUUUCUCUCUCCAUUCCAGCGGCUACCCUGCCUGUGUAUUUGAUCUGCCCCUUCUGUGUCCAGUGGAGACAACUGGGCAAUCAUCAUGCAUGUCUGCGGCCAAAACGGAAGCUCACGGCAAGGAUAAGGAGACUUCUGAAGAGGGAGUCGGCAGGAAAGAGAUUCGACGCAGAAAAAUGGCAACGUGUCACACCUGUAAUAAGAUGUCCAGACAACCUGGAAUGAAUCGUGAGCUUUUGUCUACAUUGUCAAAGAACCGAAGUACCCCAGGAAGUGCGGGCAAACAAAGAACUCCACAGUCAGCCAGUAGGCCUACUCCGAAAUCUGUAGUAGACAGAACACCAAUUGGCACACCAAGGUCAGCAUCUUCAAACACCAGCUCAUCACCAUCAAAGUCUGGCAGUGCGAAGCCGUCGCCUUUCACCCGCCUCAAGAAGUUCCUUAUGCUAAAAAACAAACAGCAGAGCAAGAAAGGUGGUCUGAAGGACUUCCUCUCAUCUCUCUGAAGACCUCAGGGCUGCUAAAAUGAAGGACUCUGGCCCACUUUUAGUGGAGCUACUGAAAUCCAGAGCAUGAAGCUUGAUGAGGAUGAGGAUCACUUCUCCUUGUGUAUUGUCAUGCCACCUAGUGGGGGAGUCAUUAGCCUGGAUUAUAUUGUAGGACAGGAUAAUAUUGAACAGAAAGUCUCCUUUCCUUCUAUUAAGUGUCUGCUUCUGAAUCCUUGUGGAUGAGUGGGGGAAAAAAAGUCUGUUUGUAGGGGAUUGUAACUUGCAGUACAGAACCAUGCUGUGACAUUUAUUACAUUUUUAAAUUUCCCAUUUAUUUUCAUGUUCCCACAUAUUGUUUAUUUUUGUACAAGAAAAACAACUUUUAUAUGUUGUGUGUUUAAUGUUCAUUUUGUACACUUUGAAUUCACACAUUUAUAUCCGCAGCUCUUAGUUUGGAUCACUGAUAUUAAAAGAAGGAUUGUUUUUUUCAAUUGGCUCACACACUGAAUUAUUAUUAUUUCAUACGCUUACAAAAUUUGUGCUGGGUUGUUUACAUUUGAUGGCUUAAUUUGCCAUCAAACUAUGUAGAAAAGACCAAAAAUAUUUCAUACUGACUAUUUUUCUUCUCGAUACAUUUAAAAAGAAAGAUGAUGUUUUUUGUCUUGUUUGAUCUCUGACAGAUCAUUUUCAAUAAAAAGUAAAAUAAUGACAUUUGUCUGUUUAUUUAGCCCUUUUAAAAGAAAUUAAAAUGUUUCUUCUGGCUUCAAACUGUAUUAUAAUAAAUCUUUAAAAAUUAAUAUUGAUGUAGAGACACUGUGUGUGUUAAUGCGUGUACAAAACUGGAUUUACAAAAU